Messenger RNA from Rattus rattus (black rat), 2718 nucleotides. It is a transcript of the gene Smad2, whose product is annotated as SMAD family member 2. The transcript has 11 exons. Bases 331 to 1734 code for a protein of 467 amino acids. Lineage: Eukaryota; Metazoa; Chordata; Mammalia; Rodentia; Muridae. Gene Ontology annotation, biological process: BMP signaling pathway; transforming growth factor beta receptor signaling pathway; anatomical structure morphogenesis. Gene Ontology annotation, cellular component: heteromeric SMAD protein complex. Gene Ontology annotation, molecular function: I-SMAD binding; DNA-binding transcription factor activity, RNA polymerase II-specific; RNA polymerase II cis-regulatory region sequence-specific DNA binding. The record is from RefSeq and is a predicted model, not a curated record.
CGCGCCCGCUCGGCCCCGGCCCCUGCCCGCGGCGCCCGGCCUCCUUCCGUCCCUGCCGUGCUCCCUCCGUCUUCCGUGCGCCCGCUCGGCCGGCGUGCCUCACGCCUAACAGGCGGCCGCGGCGCCAAUCAGCGGGCGGCAGGGUGCCAGCCCGGGGCUGCGCCGGCGAAUCGGCGGGGCCCGCGGCUCGGGGGAGGAGGCGGGGCUACCGCGCGCGCGGCGGUGGAGGAGCAGCUCGCCAGCCUGCAGCUCGCGAGCGCUGAGCGAGCCGCCCGAAGGGUAGAUUUACCAGGCUGUUUCUGAGUGUGGAUUGUAACCCUUGGUAAGAAAAUGUCGUCCAUCUUGCCAUUCACUCCGCCAGUGGUGAAGAGACUUCUGGGAUGGAAAAAAUCAGCCGGUGGGUCUGGAGGAGCAGGUGGUGGAGAACAGAAUGGACAGGAAGAAAAGUGGUGUGAAAAAGCAGUGAAAAGUCUGGUGAAAAAGCUAAAGAAAACAGGACGAUUAGAUGAGCUUGAGAAAGCCAUCACCACUCAGAAUUGCAAUACUAAGUGUGUCACCAUACCAAGCACUUGCUCUGAAAUUUGGGGACUGAGUACAGCAAAUACGGUAGAUCAGUGGGACACAACAGGCCUUUACAGCUUCUCUGAACAAACCAGGUCUCUUGAUGGUCGUCUUCAGGUGUCUCAUCGGAAAGGGCUGCCACAUGUUAUAUAUUGCCGGCUGUGGCGCUGGCCAGACCUUCACAGCCAUCAUGAGCUCAAGGCGAUCGAGAACUGCGAAUACGCUUUCAGUCUGAAAAAAGAUGAAGUGUGUGUGAACCCUUACCACUACCAGAGGGUGGAGACACCAGUCUUGCCUCCAGUCUUGGUGCCUCGGCACACGGAGAUUCUAACAGAACUGCCGCCUCUGGAUGACUAUACCCACUCCAUUCCAGAAAACACAAAUUUCCCAGCAGGAAUUGAGCCACAGAGUAAUUACAUCCCAGAAACACCACCACCUGGAUAUAUCAGUGAAGAUGGAGAAACUAGUGACCAACAGUUGAACCAAAGUAUGGACACAGGCUCUCCAGCUGAACUGUCUCCUACCACUCUCUCCCCUGUCAAUCACAGCUUGGAUUUGCAGCCAGUUACUUAUUCAGAACCUGCAUUUUGGUGUUCAAUCGCAUAUUAUGAACUAAACCAGAGGGUUGGAGAGACCUUCCAUGCGUCACAGCCCUCACUCACUGUAGACGGCUUUACAGAUCCAUCGAACUCGGAGAGGUUCUGCUUAGGUUUGCUCUCCAACGUUAACAGAAACGCUACUGUAGAAAUGACCAGAAGGCAUAUAGGAAGGGGAGUGCGCUUGUAUUACAUAGGUGGGGAAGUGUUUGCCGAGUGCCUAAGUGAUAGUGCGAUCUUUGUGCAGAGCCCCAACUGUAACCAGAGAUAUGGCUGGCACCCCGCGACGGUGUGCAAAAUCCCACCAGGCUGUAACCUGAAGAUCUUCAACAACCAGGAAUUUGCUGCUCUUCUGGCUCAGUCUGUUAACCAGGGUUUUGAGGCCGUGUACCAGCUGACUCGAAUGUGCACCAUAAGAAUGAGCUUCGUGAAGGGGUGGGGAGCAGAAUACCGGAGGCAGACAGUAACAAGUACUCCUUGCUGGAUUGAACUUCAUCUGAAUGGCCCCCUGCAGUGGUUGGACAAAGUAUUAACUCAGAUGGGAUCCCCGUCAGUGCGAUGCUCAAGCAUGUCCUAAAGUCCGUCAGCAGUGGAGCUCAUCGGAAGACUUAACGUACCAACUCCUCCGCCACAGUACUCGUGUGUGAUCCCGUGGACUGUGCUAGUCAAAACCCAGAGCGAAAACAGCACUUGAGGUCUCAUCAGUUAAAGCACCUUGUGGAGUCUGUUUCCUAUAUUUGAAUUUUAGAUGGGAAAUUAGUGUCUAGAAAUGCCCUCCCCAGAGGGGACAAAGAAGACUUAAAGACUUAAUGAUGUCUCGUUGGGCAUAAGACAGUGUCCCAAAGGUUAUUAAUAGCAGUAGUAGUUGUGUACAGUAACGUGUCCAGACCCAGUAUUGCAGUGCUCUGCUGUUGUAUACCUUCUUAGUGUGCAUAAACGAGGUGUGUGCUGCUGCUUGGUCUAGGCAAGCCUUUAUAAAACUACAGUACCUAAUCUGUUAUUCCCACCUCUCCGUUAUUUUUGUGUCUUUUUUAAUAUAUAAUAUAUAUAUCGAGAUUUUCAAAUUAUCAUUUAGAAGCAGAUUUUCCUUGUAGAAACUAAUUUUUCUGCCUUUUACCAAAAAUAAACUCGUGGGGGAAGAAAAGUGGAUUAACUUGGAAGUCCUUGACCUUAAUGUGUCCAGUGGGUCUUAGCAUUCUUUCUGUGAUCAUUUUCUGCUGAAUUGCAUUAGAAGGAAACCUUGUUGGAAACUUCCAGGCUCUUUGUGCCAUUUCUGUUCAGAUUCAAAGCAGUGCAGCAUGAUGUCAUUGCGGUAAAUAGUUGCACUGAUGGCUUCUGGGUUAGUUACUUCUGAGUCCAGUAAAGGAUUGUGUGAGCAGUAAGUCCUUUUGUCUUAUAUCCAGACUUCAGCAGAUGAUAACCAGUUGUUCCGUUGAUUAACUUUUGUCUCAAACGUGCACAGGUGACAGUAUAAUUAUUUUCAGGGCUAUUCUAGAAUCAUCUCAGUAUGUUUCCUUCUUCCAACGCCAGUCUGAUAAUAAAGUAUCUUUCUGUAAAGGCA